UUUAUGCCUAAAACAUCCCAUAAAUCCCCCCACACCAUCCCUCCUUAAAAUAUUGGCCAAAAUACAGUUUUGUGGUUUUCCAGAAGCCUCUCAGCUGCACUGCCGAUUAAUUUUGUUUACGGAGCCCGUGCGCUCUGCUGCGCGAAACGUUCCCCUCCCUCACUGCAUUUUACACGGCGCGUCGAGUCGUGCGGAGGGAGCACAGCCUACUGGGUUUAUGGUAAUUGCGGUUGUUCCCCCGACUGGCCUUCUGGGUAGUGUGUGUGUGUGUGUGUGUGUGUGUGUGUGUGUGUGUGUGUGUGUGUGUGUGUGUGUGUGUGUGUGUGUGUGUGUGAGAGAGAGAGAGAGAGAGAGAGAGAGAGAGAGACGAAUCGAGAUCGAGGCAGCGCUCAGCUUUCAUUCCCCGCCGCACGAGCUUACAGAGACACGCACACAUAGAGCAGUCGUGAGAGCGCGCCGUGCGUUAGGGAUAUCGCAUAUCGGAACCGGGACAAACACUAGGCGAAUUUUCCCGUGGACGCCAAAGUCUCGGUCCGUUUGGUAAAAGGUGAGAAAGGGGAAUUCGCGCUGUGCUUUUGUCAGCCGGUGGUACUCAAACGUGCGUGUGAGGACCGGACCGCGUAAACACACACGCGCACACACAUUGCUGUCGUUCUCUCGGCGUAGCUCGUUGUCUCGCCCGAGCCCAACAUGGCGCUGCGAGGCGUCAUUUAACAGACUGAGUUCAGUUCAACCGGAGCCACGGGGAUUUUUCACCACCUGUGCGUUCACGCCAUUCAUGUCAGAGUCGGCGUCCUCUAGCCAACCAAGGGAAUUACGUUUGAACUCCUCUCUAUGGAUGUAUAUGGAUCCUCUACGUGUGCUUACAGUUUUUGUUGGAGUGGAUAUUCAUAUUCGGCAAGUCCGGAGACACUCUGAACUUCUGAAGGACUUUUUUUGAAAACAAAGACAAAACAAGGGUUACCAGAUUAAGUUAUUUAUACGGUAAUGCGGCUUUCAACAGGAGCAGCCGAUCCUCUUUGUUUUAACGGGGAUAUUUGCAUAUCGCAAACAUUACCCGUGCUCUUUAAAGAGUGAAAACUCUCCACUCUUUAGUUCAGAAAAGGAAAAGACAGACAUCAAUACAUUCAGAUUAUUCUUGAGAUGCUGAAGACCAGAGAAUCUGUUGAGAACUAACAGAGAAAUAGAGUCCUCAUUCAAAGCAUGGUGGAUGCGAGCACAGCCUACAGAAUGAACCCUCUCAGUGCGCUCGGCAUCGAUCGGACCAGCCUGAUGCGGGAAAGUCUCCGUGUUCAUGGAGGAAUGGUUUAUCCGACAGGAAUCCGGACCCUACCAACAGAAAAGGGCUUUGUUGGUGACCGAAUUCCAGACCUGCUCUACAAACCAGAUAUGUCUCUCGACACUAGAAAGACCUCAAACAGUUACGUUGGACUUUAUAAGACAUCCCCUCCGGGGAUUCAGAAGACGCUUGUUAUGCCUGGGACGGGUGCAGAUGCUUUAGGGUUGGACAGAUGCAUCAUACAAGCAGACAAAGCUCCCGAACUAAGCCUGAAUGGUGGUAGCUAUCUGCGGGUUCCCUGGAUGAAUCCCUAUCAUGAAGCUGCAAUGUACCCUUUCAUAGACUCCAGUAAAUAUGCUGCUUUAAACAUGUAUAAAGCAUCAAUCUUGUCACAACAGCCACCUUACCUUCCUCAGCAUCUGGCAUACCAGUCUCUAUGUGCAGGUGCAGGAGGAAGUGCAGCUGGUGCCGAGCGCUUAUUCUACAUGCCUCCCUAUCCUCCUACACCCAUAUCUUCACCCCUCGCCCCUCCUCUCAGGAUCCCCACCGCCACUGUCGCCCCUACAGCACUGUCACCGAUGAUGCACCACCAGGACAAAUCCAUGCAGAGCAUGGGCCCACGGAUUCACCACGAGCCCUCUGCAUUUGGGCAACAGAACAUACAUCAGCAGACCCAGGCUCACCACCAGUCAUCUAGUGACCGGCAGCACAACAGCAGUGGAAACAGUGCCAGCCACAGCAAAUCCAACCGGACCCCAUCCAGCAAAAACACGAGCAGUACUAGCAGUAAUGUAAGCUGCAGUAGCAGUGUUGGAGUUAGCAGCAACUCCAGUUCCAUAUCAGUAGACACAAUGCAACCUCCCCGUCCAACACCACGCCCCCCUCAGCCAUCUGCAGCUCCACCCCCUCCACCUCUUGUGGACAGCACUGUUGAGUUUCAAAAGCCUGUUUACAGGAGUCCUUCCUCAUCUUCCUCAUCCUCUCCAUCAGUUGCUCACCCUACGUACAUUACCAACAUUUCCCAGGAGCUACGCUCCCCAAUUCGGCCCGUUACCCAGAAACCUAAAGCCAAAGAGGAGUCGACCAGAGGUACAGGAAAUGAAAGAAAAGGCAGCAGCUCACCUGUUAAGAUCUCUUCUGAGAAACCACCUGAAAAACACGGCCCUGUUACCAAAGACCCAGCAGAUAAGCCUUUAGACCUAUCUGCUAAAAUCAUGGACUUUGAAGGACCUCCCAAUGGAUAUCAAUCCAAAUUAGAGGCCUUAGCUAAACUUGGUUAUUCCCCCACCUCUCGUUAUGGGCUUCCCCCAAACAGGGAGCUUUUGAAAGAAACUCUUUCUCCGUCAUCCUCUGCCGUUAGCACUUCUAAAACUCCAGAAAGACCUGAGAUAAUUAGCACUUUGUCAUCUUCAUGGGUGGUGCCAAGUCCUACCCAGACAGUCAACUCUGAGGCUAUUCAAAGCAAAGGCUCCAAUAUCAUAAAGAACAAGAAUCUUGAGCAUGUAGUGCCACAGUCAAGAAGUUCCUCUUGUCCCAGAAUUGAUGACCAAAACAAUGUCUCAGUCCCAAAUUCUGCCCCUGUUGUCAUAACUACAACAUCUCGGCCAUCAUCUGCCUCACCGUCCCCCAAGGUGAAUGGUGAAUGGACAAAGUCAAUUCCCACCCCACCAGAAAAGACUCCAACUAAUAACCAUGGUCACCCCUCAGCUACAAAGCCCUCAAAAACACAAAAAAAAACUGAAAUGCCUGAAAUUGGCUUCAAGCACCAGCAGUCACAUUUAGAGAACGGACAUGCACCAAGCCACCUCUACAUGACUCAUGGUGAAACAUAUCUUCCUCCCAGCUUAGCAUAUACUAGCAGAUAUCUUUCAUAUCCAGUACCUGAGAGUCUGUCUCUCCCUCACUUGCAGUUGCCUGGAAAAGGGCCAGUGUACCCUCACCCGGGUUUUCUCGGCACUAACAGUCUGUAUUCAGCACGUUUGCCACCCAAACACGGUCUCCCUUACGGAAUCCCACCUAGCCAUGGAGAGUAUCUGACCUACCACGACUCACAAGAGAUGGUUCACCCACUAAUGUCUCCCCACCUGCCCUUGGACCACAAAGUUUCUGAGCGUCUAGAACUGAGACACAGGCCUUUGGAAAAGCCUUGGCACCACGACGAGCCUCCAUAUAAGCGCCAGAGCAUCGCAGAGACCGAAAUGGGUUACAAAUCUGAGAGGCAAGAAUUUCACAGCUCUAGGACUCCGAGCAAGCAUCACAUAGUGAAUAAGGAGGAGAUUGUCUGCAUUGACCUGGUCCACGAUGACACAGAUGGCAGUCCAGAGCCAGACAAACAUAGUGUCACUGAUGCCAAAAGCAAAGAGCCAGCUAAGCCAGUCGGCAGUGGGACUGGGAAGGAGAGUGGCAGUAAUUCUGAAGGUAAGGAGCCAGAGCUCAUGCAGAUCUUGCGUUCCGGCCAGCCCGCCAUAUCCAGGCCAGCUGAGUCAGAGUGGCAGCCAGAGGUAUGCAGUUCACCUCGGCCUCAGACGCAGGCUGACUCCCCUGUGCAUAGCCAGGGUGAGGAGAGCUCAUCUGAGCAUAGCCCACUACCAGACAUGUUGGAGGAGCAGACGUUGCGGUGUGCCAGAACAUCAGGCGAAAGGGCUCGGGCCGAUGGAGCAGAAUUCAAAGUUGAUCGGCACCAUGCUAAUCGACAAUAUGUGGAUGUGGGCAAGGAUAGGGCAGACGACGAGUCCCAUGAGGACGAGGAAGAAGAACAUGGAUUGUCUAAAAACAAGAGAUCCAGCCUGGCCAAGAGAAUAGCCAACUCAUCAGGCUACGUUGGCGACCGCUUCAAAUGCGUCACAACCGAGCUGUAUGCGGACUCUAGCAAACUGAGCCGGGAACAGCGAGCGCUGCAGAUGGAAGGAUUAUCACAAGAGGACAGUAAUUUAAGUCAACCAGCUGCGUUCUGGGAGCGUGCGAUGAUCCGUUUCUCGGAGCUGGAGCUGAAGGAAAAGGAGGGGUGCGUGUCGUCUGCGGUGCCCGGACCGGGGAGAGAUCGGGAGCGAGAAAGGGAGUUGGCAGAGAGCCAGCUCGGAGAGGGAGACUGGGAACGGAGCCAGCCGAGCUCCAGGCCCUCCGCAGCCCUUUCAGUCCUCUCCGAUCACACGGAGCAGCACAACGGUGUGACGCCCACGUGUGCAAACAACAGAGUUCCCGUGCUCCAGCGGUGCGGCUUGCCUGCCGACGUCUCGCAGUCCCAUCGAGUGGAAGAGAAGAGAGCGAGGGAUGUGAAGGGGGAGGAGGAGGGGUCUGUUGGCACGGCGACGAGCAGGAAACGUGCACUUGGUUUGGAGCUGAGCCAAGGCCACCCUGAUUGCACGCGCGCCGCAGAGGAGGGAGAGAGACGGUCGAGAGAAGAGGACGAUAACUGUACCGCAGCAAAGAGGGCAAGACUGAUUUCAGACGCGUGGCCGCAGCCCUCCGAGCAGGAAGUCAAGAAUCUGAAGGUGUGUAUCGAGCUGACAGGUCUUCGGCUGAGUAAACCCCGCCACCUCCAUAAUCUCCAGGAUCUGUGGGAUAGACAGGGACAGAUUAACCAUGACAGGCCUCAAUUCGGAGCUCCCAACCCAGGAUUCCCUCUCACAUCCAAAGCCUCUCUUCCACCGUUGCAAAGCAGCAGGAGGGAAAAGGUCGACCCCUGCCCCCCAGAGAUCCAGAGAGUCGCACCCGGUGCCCCUGCCGUAGAUCGAAAGAUCAAGACAAACGGAUUGGAAGAGAAGGCGGUGAAGAGGAAAGGAGAGCCGGAAAGAGGAUGGACUAAGGAGCAGCUGGAAAAUGCAGAAUCUGACACGGCCAUUCCUGUCCUCUCCGACGGCUUCAGUGGAGAUGCCUCCAUACGUAAAUUUUCCUCCCCACCUCAGUCACAUUUCUCGGACAAGCGACAGCGGUUCAAGGAGCAUCGCAAGUCCACCGGUUCCUCUUCGCCUUCCCAAGACUCUGAUGGCACCUUUCCGUCUCGCUUGCGACGCCACGGCGACCCUGAAAAGCCAAAGGGCAAGCGGCAAUGCAAAACCAAGCACAUCGGCCUGCAGGAGCGCAGGAUGCUGUUGCAGUCCACCAAUGAGGACUGCCCUGAACUCAGCCCCGAACUCAGCCCCGCCCACCAACACAAGCAGGCGCUGAAACGUUCUGCCCAGAAGCGGCCAGCAUCGCUCUCCGAUUACGAGUCCUCUCCGGUAAAAGCCCGCCUCCCUUCCCCUGCCUACCAACCAGCCGCACCCCCGAGCCCACCAUGCAUCGUCCCAGAAACGCCAACACCUCCAGCUGCCCCCGUGCCUCCGGUGCCGGCCGAGACAUUGGCCAGCAGGCCCAUGCCACCCGAAGCACGCCGACUCAUCGUCAACAAGAAUGCAGGCGAGACUCUGCUGCAGAGAGCUGCACGUCUGGGAUAUGAGGAUGUGGUUUUGUACUGUCUGGAGAAUAAAGUGUGUGACGUGAAUCAUCGUGAUAAUGCGGGUUACUGCGCUCUCCACGAGGCCUGUUCCCGCGGCUGGCUCUCCAUCGUGCGGCACUUACUGGAGCACGGGGCCGACAUCAACUGCAGCGCGCAAGACGGCACAAGGCCUCUCCACGACGCUGUCGAGAACGAUCAUUUGGACGUGGUACGUCUGUUGCUUUCGUACGGCGCCGAUCCGACUCUAGCUACCUACUCCGGCCGCAGCCUGCUGAAGAUGACCCACAGCGACAUAAUGGAGUGUUUUUUGUCCGAUUACUUUGCCGACCUCCAGGGCAGAGCGGACGAUGACCCCGGUGUGUACUGGGAAUUUUACGGCAGCGCAGUGUGCGAGCCUGCCGACGACUCCGGUUACGAUAUCCUGGCCAACCCUCCAGGACCCGGCGAAGACGAGGACGAACAGAGAGAAGUGUUCGAGUUCGAAUUCUCCGACCGGCCGCUGCUGCCGUGCUACAACAUCCAGAUUUCUGUCUCACAAGGGCCGAGAAACUGGCUGCUGCUUUCGGAUGUGCUCAAGCGUCUGAAGAUGUCCGCCCGAACAUUUCGCACCACGUUCAUGCACGUCGAGGUGGUGACGAUAGCCGAGGCGGAGUUCUACAAGCAGGCGUCUCUGAGUCAGCUCUUCUCAUGUCCGGAGGAGCUUGACGGAUUCAUGCCCGACAGCAAGGAACUCUUAGAUCUGGUGGAAAUAAGCGCCGAGCUGGUGGCGCUGUUGGGGUCGUCGGUCGAAUGCCUUGACGACCGCUGGGAGCCGACAUCCAGAGCUCACUCAUGAACUUGUGCACGCACACACAUAUGACGGACCCUUGGACACCCAAGGAGCACUAGAAUUAAAGGACGAGGAUGUUCUAGGACUUUCUGGGAAUUUAUUUGACUGGGAGACCGUUUGGUCUCAACGCAGAAGAAGAUUCCGUUCGGCUACGAAAAGGUUUCGGAACGUCUCGAUGCAAACCUGUACAUACUGUACAUUGUGCAAAUAGAGAAAGAGGAGACGAGAUUUGGAACGCUGUCUCUAACUAGGAGAUACGAAGCCAUGCUCGAAACAAGACACUCUUUCGUAUAAAAGAGAUGUUUUUUUUAAAUCGGAAUAUAACUAUAUAUACAGUCACUGUAUUUUAUUUGUGUGUAUUAUAAAUAGAUAUAAAUAUAUAUAUAUAUAUAAUAUAAAUAUAUGUACGCUGCCUUUUUGUCUUGUUUAGUCAGGUCUUUAUUUUAUAAUUGAAUGUUCCGAGGUGUAAAUAUGUUGGAAUCUGGGUUUUAAUCGUGGAAGAAGCAGCUCACACGAGGCCGAAAGCCACUUCAUCAGGAGUUCAUAAGCGCACGUCGUCUGUGAUUCUUUGAUGGACGUUUUUAUGGCGUCGACCAGUAACCGGGAUUUUUUCGGUCUCAGUGUUAAACUCUAAACUACAAAGCCGGGUCGUACUCUGUACGCGGGCGGUUUGGCUUCGACUACAGUCUCUUAUUUAUGAGUAGGAAUUAAGAUAUUUUAAUGUGGCUUUUCAUUUGUAAGAUAUUAAAGUAAUUGUAAAAUACUAAUCUGACGCUUUGUUAGGCAAAGACAUGCUUGAACUUGUAAAUAACGGGUUGACUAUUUCAGUAACAUGUUUCUGACGUGUGUUGUUAUUGUUUUUCGAGCAGUGUUUGGACUUUGUAAUUACAUACGCUAUCAUUUGUAUUUAUAUUUUACCAAAAAAAGUUCCUUUAAAUAAAUGGCAAUAAAAGAUCUUGUACAUCU
Triplophysa rosa is the source of this 7512-nucleotide messenger RNA. It is a transcript of the gene bcor, whose product is annotated as BCL6 corepressor. Gene Ontology annotation, cellular component: nucleus. Gene Ontology annotation, biological process: negative regulation of transcription by RNA polymerase II. Gene Ontology annotation, molecular function: transcription corepressor activity; protein binding. NCBI's taxonomy places the organism in Eukaryota, Metazoa, Chordata, Actinopteri, Cypriniformes, Nemacheilidae. The coding region runs from base 1204 to 6552 and encodes 1782 amino acids. The record is from RefSeq and is a predicted model, not a curated record. The transcript is spliced from 14 exons.